AUGAGUAGCGAUGAAGAUCAACAAAACCUAGCGAUCAAGGUCGUUGCGGCCCUUUUCAUGUCGAUAGCAUGUGUGGCCGUGAUGCUCCGGUGUUAUGUCCGUGGCUGGCUGGUGAAGGCGUUCGGAUGGGAUGAUGCCGCGAUGGUGGUGGCUAUGUGCUUUUAUGCAAUGUUCUCCGGGUGCAUGAUCGGAGCGUCGUUACAUGGCAAUGGGAGACACUGGUAUAGUCUGGAACCAGAGGAGCGAGUGGUCGCGAUGAAGUACUGGUGGUUAUGCGAAGUUGCGUUCUCUCUCGCAUCCAUUUUCUGCAAGAUUUCAAUCUGCAUGUUCCUCAUGCGAAUCUGUGUCAAGAAGACCCACAUGUGGAUUCUCUACAAUGUCAUGGGCGCAACAGUCCUUGCUGGCUUGGUGUUCUUUCUCCUAAUGAUCUUUCAAUGCAAGCCAUUGCAGUUUUUCUGGACUCGCAUGGCACAUCAUCCCGUUGUGAACAUUGAAGGCGAAGGCCACUGUCUCAAUAUGGAAAUUAUCGUGGCCAUGUCAUACGUUUACAGUGCUUUUGCCGCAAUGUGCGACUUCACUGUGGGUAUUUUACCAAUCUUUGUUGUGCACAAUCUACAGAUGAAACGCCGGACAAGAUUGGUGGUCAUUGGAAUCUUGAGCAUGGCUUGCAUUGCAUCCUCUGCCGUGAUCGUCCGUAUCCCAUUUUUAUGGACCUUUGAGGAUUUAGACGACUUUUUGUAUAUGACCGUCCAAAUUGCCAUUUGGUCGAAUCUCGAGAUCGGUCUCGGCAUUACUGCUGGCAGUCUCGCAACCCUCCGUCCCCUGGUUCGCCAGUGGCUCGGUUCGCGCGCAGGUCGAUCGUAUUCUGGAUUCCCUAAAGGAUCCUAUGGGCGCUACGCUGGUGCCAGUGGGCAAAAGGGGGUGUCUUUGGGGUCGAUAAAUAGAAAUAACCGGAACGACUUGAGACCAGAUAAACUGGCUGUCAUGGUGACAAAUAUCGAAAGCCAGAGAGACGUUGAAAGUACAUGGCCACGUUCAUCCAGCCUGAGCAGUAGCGAGGAAAGAUUGACCAUGCAGCAUCCCACACAUCCAGGGAAAAUAGAAGUGGAUGUCCACCAGACAUUCGAGGUUACACGAACGGUAGCCGAUGGCAAUGACGUGGGAGGAUCAUCUCGUCAGAUCGCGAGAGAGCAUGUAUAA
Messenger RNA from Penicillium odoratum, 1200 nucleotides. RefSeq lists its product as uncharacterized. The record is from RefSeq and is a predicted model, not a curated record. The transcript has 5 exons. NCBI's taxonomy places the organism in Eukaryota, Fungi, Ascomycota, Eurotiomycetes, Eurotiales, Aspergillaceae. Bases 1 to 1200 code for a protein of 399 amino acids.